Theobroma cacao (cacao) is the source of this 2635-nucleotide messenger RNA. Its product is annotated as transcription termination factor MTEF18, mitochondrial. Gene Ontology annotation, biological process: regulation of DNA-templated transcription. Gene Ontology annotation, molecular function: double-stranded DNA binding. NCBI's taxonomy places the organism in Eukaryota, Viridiplantae, Streptophyta, Magnoliopsida, Malvales, Malvaceae. The record is from RefSeq and is a predicted model, not a curated record.
UUGAAAUGAGAGAAGAAGGAGAAGAAAGGAUUGUGACCAUCCUACCCUUCUAUAAACCUGCGUCGUCCUAAAACCCUCCCGGGAGUCAGAAAUUUAGUGAGGCACACUGAAACUAUUUCAUGGCUGGCAUUGUAUCAGUUGAAGAAGUAUAAACAAACAACAAACUAUCAAACAAUACUCCCCAAACUUCUCAAGUAGACAAGAAAACCAAAGAAGCCCAAAUCACAGGUAAAACAGCAAAACUUGAACCUUUUCAGCUUUGCAGAAGUUUAUCUUUUCUCUGGUCUCUCUAGCUAUUAUUGAGUAGGCUUCAUAUUCGAUCAAACUAGUCAUGACCCAUUUUCAGAAGCUUAAGAAACCAUCUAUUCUCAAAUGGGUGUCUUCUUAUUUUGUUGAGAACCAACUAAAACCCCCAUUUUGGCAAACGGGUUCAUUUCACAUUGCACAAAGGCAAAACCCUAGACUUUAUAGGACAAAAAGAUCGGUUGUAACUGAAAAUUCUGAUAAAACCAUGUUUUCUGAUGGCGAAAAUGUUGCGCGAAUCCCUCGUGCCACUCUAAAAGAGGCUCAAGCUGCAUUAUUGGAAUAUUUGCAUUCUACUAGAAGUAUUCAUUUUACGGAUGCAGAGAAUAUGAGCAAAAACUCUCCUCAUUUUUUACAAAAGCUUUUAAAGAAGGUUGAAAGUGAAAAGGAUGUUGGAAGUUCUAUGACGCGGUUUCUGCGUUACCAUCCCAUUAAUGAAUUUGAACCUUUCUUUGAGAGUUUGGGAUUGAAACCUUGUGAGUAUACUCCUUUACUUCCCAGGGAUUUGAUGUUCUUGAGCGAUGAUUGUUUGUUGCUAGAGAAUUAUAAGGUCUUAUGCAACUAUGGGAUUGAACGAAAUAAGAUUGGUAAGAUAUAUAAGGAAGCAAUUCAAGUGUUUCAACAUGAAUUUGGAGUUUUGCCGUUAAAGCUUCAAGCUUAUCAAGAACUGGGGCUUAGUCAGUCUUUUAUGGCAAAGGUUAUUGUUUGUGGUCCUCAUCUUUUGAUUGGUGAUGUAGAUAUGAAAUUUAUUAAGGUAUUAGAGAUUUUGAGGAGUGUGGGAUUUGAUUAUGCUUGGAUUGAGGAGCAUUUGUCAGAGCAUGAUUCUUAUAAUUGGAGCAUGAUACUUCGUGUUCUCAACUUCUUUAGUGAGAUGGGUGGCAGAAGUGAGUUACAUGGGUUAAUCAGCCAGCAUCCAGGGCUUCUGUUUGAGGGUUCAGGGUAUAGAAUGCUUUCACUAAUUGCAUUCCUGUUGAAAUUUGGAUCUCCACUGGAUCAGAUAUCUUCUACGUUUCUGCAGUUUCCAGAAAUCCAAGUUGGGCAAUUUGUUUCAAAUUUUAUCAAAUGUUUUCUAUUUCUUCAUGAGAUUGAGAUGGAGGUGAAUGAGAUUGGGAAAAUUGUGUGUUCUUACCCCUUAUUACUUGGUUCAAUCAUGUUGAAGAAAACUAACAGUUUACUUGGUAACUUGAAUGUCGGAAAAAGGCGACUUUGUAAAUACAUCCAGGAGAACCCCCAAGAAUUGAGUAAAUGGGUCAUGGGAAAAAGAGUUGUGCGAUUACCAGACUCAGGAGAGGACAUAAAGUCGCAGAGGUUAAGGAUGAAGUUCUUGUUAGACUUGGGAUAUGGAGAAAACCCUAACAUGAUGAAGAAAGCACUCAAGGUGUUCAGAGGCAGGGGAGGGGAGCUUCAGGAGAGAUUUGAUUCUAUUGUGAAUGCUGGUUUAGAUAAGAAAGAUGUUUCUGAAAUGGUCAGAGUAUCCCCACAAAUCCUAAAUCAAUCAAAAGAUAUCAUCCAAAAAAAGAUCGAUAUUCUAGUGAAUGAGUUGGGUUACCCUUUAUCCUCUUUAGUGUCGUUCCCCUCAUAUCUUUCCUAUACAACACAGAGGGUCAGACUUAGAUUGGCAAUGUAUAGCUGGCUCAAAGAUCAGGGAAAAGCAGAGCCUGACCUGGCCUUAAGUACUAUAGUUGCAUGUUCAGACAAACUAUUUCUGAGGCAAUAUGUAAAUCAUCAUCCUAGUGGCCCUCAAGUUUGGCAGGAUUUAAAAGGUAUUGACAUGGUAAGGGAGGAAUGAGCAAAGGCAAGACUGGCUAGGGAAUUAUCUGUAGCAUAGUGAGCUUUACAGAGCAGAUGGUUAACUGAAACAAGCGUUCCAGCAUGUGUGGAUAUGCUAUAUAUGAACCAUUUCUCUUUGAAAAUAUAUUGCAGGGUAACAUUAAUGAAAUUGUUGAAGCAAACGCGUGAAAUAACCUUACUGCCUGCACUUGGCUGUUGUUUCUUUUCCUCUUUUGCUUUCUUUUGGGGGAAUGGUAGUAAUGGCAUUAAAAUUUUGCUGUCAACACUACAACUUCAAUUGUUAUUUAAUUUAAAAUAUUUUACACAAUUACUUUGUUUCCAACCAAAAGCAUGCACUAUAAAUGCUAAAUCUGUACAGCAAGGUCUGCAAAAUCAGAUAAAACAUAUUCAAUUCUUGUCCAAUCAUGUAAACAUUUUUGUAAACUGGAAACAAACUUGAGGGCUCUUCAACGCUCUCUCCCAAUACUCAAUACUUCUUCAUAUCAUCCAUGAAAAUGAUUGAAAAGAUAAGAAGCACUUUCCAGGAAGCUAAUAUGACCUC